AGAUAAAUCAAAGAGGCUAUUUGAGAGAAGAAUAUGGCAGAAAAAGUAGUGCAUAAAUCAUGGAUAAUUCAAUAUAAUUUGCAUUCUAUUUUAGGAUUCUUCCUCUUGUUCUUUCUUUCUGUGUCUUUUUAUCUUAUAGGAGAUAAUAGUGAUGGUGUUAGUUUUCUAGCAAAUAAAUCUACAAGGAAAAAUUCAUCUCCAAAAUGUGAUUUGUUUUCUGGAAGUUGGAUUUUUGAUAAUGUGUCAUAUCCUUUGUACAAAGAACAACAAUGUUCUUUCAUGCCUGAUGAUUUUGCUUGUCACAAAUUUGGAAGAAAAGACUCAAAAUAUCAUUAUUGGAGAUGGCAACCUUAUCAUUGUGAUCUUCCAAGGUUUAAUGCCAAGGGAUUGUUGGAGAAGCUAAAAGGGAAGAGGGUGUUGUUUGUUGGGGAUUCAUUGAACAAGAAUCAAUGGGCUUCUAUGGUAUGCUUAAUUGAAUCCUCUGGAAUUCCAUCUCUCAACCCACCUAUAUGGAAAGGCAACUUAAUCACCUUUGAGGUCAAGGAAUACAAUGCAACAAUUGAUUUCUACUGGUCACCAUUGCUAGUAGAAUCCAAUUGUGAUGAUCCAGUGAAGCAUCGUGUCCGCGAUCGAAUUAUCAGAGUUGAGGCCAUUGAAAAACAUGCUAGGCAUUGGAUUGAUGCAGAUAUUCUCAUCUUUGAUUCCUUCACUUGGUGGCUUGAAUCCCAUAUGACACUUCAAUGGGGAUCAUUUAACAGCUCUGAUGCAAUAUACAAGAAGGUUGAAAUGAAGCUACGACGUUAUGAGAUGGCCUUAAGAACAUGGUCAGAUUGGUUGGAGUUUCAAAUUGAAAGAAAAAGGACUAAAUUGUUCUUCAUGAGCCUCUCGUCUUCUCACAAAAAUGGUACAGAUUGGGGCAGGGGAAAUGAUCAAAAUUGCUAUGGCGAAACAGAACCAAUAUCAAGAAGAGAGUAUUGGGGGAGUGAAAGUGAUAGAAAGAUGAUGGAAAUAGCAGAGGAGUCUGUAAAUGGGCUGAAGAGAAAGGGAUUAGACAUACAAUAUCUCAACAUAACACAACUCUCCGAGUAUAGAAAAGACGGACACCCAUCCGUUUACAAGAGGAAUUGGGUUGCUCCAACAAAAGAACAACUGUUAAAUCCAAGGAAAAAUUCAGAUUGUGUACAUUGGUGCCUUCCUGGUGUGCCUGAUGUUUGGAAUCAGAUUCUUUAUGCCUAUAUCAUGGAUUCGUCAAGAGAAUUAAACGAAUAGAGAUUAUUUUUUUUCUAUAUGAAAAAAAAUAAUACUAUAAUUGUAAUGAUAUAUGUUAUUUUUUGUGCAUAGAAGUCUUGAAAUGUAUGAAGUAGUUCAACAAGGUUUACAUUAAUUGUUAUA
Messenger RNA from Solanum tuberosum (potato), 1392 nucleotides. RefSeq names its product protein trichome birefringence-like 34. Gene Ontology annotation, molecular function: O-acetyltransferase activity. The transcript is spliced from 5 exons. Gene Ontology annotation, cellular component: Golgi apparatus. The coding region runs from base 34 to 1269 and encodes 411 amino acids. Lineage: Eukaryota; Viridiplantae; Streptophyta; Magnoliopsida; Solanales; Solanaceae. The record is from RefSeq and is a predicted model, not a curated record.